Chrysemys picta bellii (western painted turtle) is the source of this 3140-nucleotide messenger RNA. Lineage: Eukaryota; Metazoa; Chordata; Testudines; Emydidae. The record is from RefSeq and is a predicted model, not a curated record.
AUUAACUCUUGUCAAAAUUUUAUUUUUAGAUAAAUGAAUUGGUGGAUGCCCGUGAUGUCAGCAUUGGAGCCUGGUUUGAAGCUCACAUAGAAAAUGUAACCCGAGCAACAAAAGGACAUAAGAAUGGUAAAGCUCAAGCAAAAAGUGGCAAUACUUACAGAAGGACUAAUGGAAACUUAAGCCAAGAUCAUUCUAGAGAGAAUACAAAUAAUUUGGACAGUGCACCUUCAACAUCUUAUUCAGACUGUAUGGACACUGAUGAAGAUGCUAUUUAUCAUAUCAAGUAUGAUGAAUCUCCUCCUAUCAAACCAGAAAUGUUUAUUCCUGUGCUCUUUCAAGCCAUUGAGGCUUAGAACAACAAUUAUAUAAGCACAGGGUGGGUUCUAAUGGAACAGUGGGAACACUACAGGUAUCCAGAGAAUGGUAUAGUAGAAAUGCGUGCCAAUAAUCUUCGACCACGAGCAAGAACCAUUUUGAAGUGGAGUGAACUCAAUGUGGGUGAUAUGGUGAUGGUUAACUACAAUGUAGAGACUCCAGAAGAGAGAGGAUUCUGGUUUGAUGCAGAAAUUACCUCUCUGAGGGAAAUCUCAAGGACUAACAAAGAAGUUCAUGCCAAAAUUCUUCUGGGAGGCCCGGAAGACACAAUAAAUGAUUGCAAAAUCCUUUUUAUAGAAGAAAUGUACAAGAUUGAAAAGCCAGGAGCUUAUCCACUGACAUUUGGGGAUGGAGAUUUCAAAAGAAAGAGUGGCCCUGAGUGCAAGCACUGUAGGGCAGACCCAGAUACGGAAUGUCGCUUUUGCUCCUGCUAUUUGUGUGGUGGAAAACAGGAUGCUCACAUGCAACUUCUGUGCGAUGAAUGUAAUAUGGCCUACCAUAUAUACUGCCUGAAUCCACCUUUAAGCAAGAUACCAGAAGAUGAGGACUGGUACUGUCCUUCCUGCAAAAAUGAUUCUAAUGAAGUUGUAAAGGCUGGGGAAAAGCUCAAGCAGAGUAAAAAGAAAGCAAAGAUGCCAUCUGCCAGUACUGAGAGUCAGCGAGACUGGGGCAAGGGUAUGGCUUGUGUUGGUCGAACUAAGGAAUGCACUAUUGUUCCUUCUAACCACUAUGGACCUAUACCUGGCAUUCCUGUUGGAACAACCUGGAAAUUCAGAGUUCAGGUGAGUGAAGCAGGCGUUCACAGACCCCAUGUUGGCGGAAUCCAUGGACGCAGUAAUGAUGGAGCUUAUUCACUUGUGCUGGCUGGAGGAUUUGAAGAUGAAGUGGAUCGAGGCGAUGAAUUCACUUACACUGGGAGUGGUGGUAGAGAUCUUUCUGGAAAUAAAAGGAUUGGAGAACAUUCAUUUGAUCAAACAUUAACACACAUGAACAGGGCACUGGCCCUAAACUGUGAUGCUCCAUUGGAUGAUAAAAAUGGAGCAGAGUCUAAGAAUUGGAGAGCUGGUAAACCAGUUCGAGUGGUGCGCAGUUCCAAAGGACGAAGGAUCAGCAAAUACGCCCCUGAGGAAGGCAAUAGAUAUGAUGGCAUUUAUAAGGUGGUGAAAUAUUGGCCAGAAAUUGGAAAAUGUGGAUUCUUAGUUUGGCGUUAUCUUCUGAGAAGAGAUGAUGUUGAACCUGCGCCUUGGACCUCAGAAGGAAUAGAACGGUCAAAGAAAUUGGGUCUGAAUGUACAGUAUCCAGAAGGUUAUCUGGAAGCCAUGGCUAGUAAAGAGAAGAAAGAUAAGGUUAAAAAGCAAACUGUGAAACAGGAGCCAACCAGACAGAGCAAUGGAAACCAGAAACGGUCAAUUGAUAAUGUAGGUAUAGAGGAGCCUAAAAACACAUCCAAAACCAUGAGAAUGGGAGAUGGAGGGAAAGGAGAGGCUUUUCAGCUAACCCAGCAACAGCAGUGGCUGAUAAGAGAAGACUGUCUGAACCAGAAACUGUGGGAUGAAGUGCUUGCUUCACUUAAGGAAGGACCAAAUUUUCUGAAGAAACUGGAACAAUCCUUUAUGUGUGUCUGCUGCCAGGAGCUGGUUUACCAGCCAGUGACAACAGAGUGCCUCCAUAACGUCUGUAAAAGCUGUUUACAGCGCUCCUUCCGAGCUGAAGUCUUCACCUGCCCUGCCUGCCGCUAUGACCUUGGGAAGGGCUACACCAUGGUUCCCAACAAGAUACUGCAGACACUACUUGACCAGUUCUUCCCUGGGUACAGCAAAGGACGAUGAUAUGUUCAGCUCCUACCUGACUUCUCCCAGUGACUAUAGACAAUAAAGGAGAAUAAACAUGGGAAAUUCAACAGUGGACCAGCCAACUUGAUGGGACUCAACAUAUUGUCACAUUCUGAAGCAGCUCUCUUCCCCCUACAGCCAUCUCUUUUGUGUAGUGAGAACUCAAAUUCUCAGCUGUCUUUCACCAUCAAAGGUAGUCUUUGCCAGUUGACAACUAGUUUUUAAAACAGAAAAACAAAAGCCUCAGCUCUGACUGGUCAACUGUAGCUGAUGCUUAAAUUAUGUUGGGUUUUUGUAACUACCUCAGGACAGAGGAAGAUAAUUUGUGGGGAUUAAAAGAAGUUCAGUGAAGUUUUAGCUACACACUGCCUCCUGAAUAUUAGUUGUGCCUGGUCCAGGCAGUUUGAUUUACAAAACAAAACAAAAAAAAAAGCAGCACUUAAACCAGUUUGAUUAAAGAACAAAAAAUUCUGUGGUGUGCAUAAUCCUUUUUUCUUUUUUCCCCAUUAUGCUGCAUUUUUUUCUUUUUUUUCUUUUUUUGCAAGAACAGGCUGAUUUUUAGUCUAUUUUUGUGAGCUUCAUUGUGCUUUUUCUUGUAUCUUAUGCAAGUUGACUACUAAUGACUAAUGAGAACAAUAUGAAUGCAUUGUUGCUACAUUAGUGUAAAGUGAUCUGUGUUUUUUGCACUUAAGGAGGGUAUUCAAGACACUCUAGUUGUGUAAAAAAAAAAGAAUUCAUAUGAAACAAGCCACUUUUGUAUUAGUUAAAACUGUAUGCUUUUAGUAGGACUUGUAUCAGUGGCAAUACAUCUACUCAGCAUUGAAGGCAGUGCUAGCUUGGAGACAGUUCAAAUCGCUUCAUAUUGUGAUCUGAAAUUUUAUAUACAGUAUAUUCCCCCAAAAUAUACAUUAAAUAUUUUAUGAUUCAGAAAAA